Molecule: messenger RNA, 1025 nt
Organism: Fimicolochytrium jonesii
Lineage: Eukaryota; Fungi; Chytridiomycota; Chytridiomycetes; Spizellomycetales; Powellomycetaceae
Exons: 1
Coding region: 58-969 (303 amino acids)
Source: RefSeq, a predicted model, not a curated record
UCUGGAUUUACGGCUGGAUAUCAUAUGGUUUUGGGUGCCUGAUGGCAUAACCUGUAGAUGUUAUCCACCGAAUGGUUCGACGGAACUUACGACGCCAUCCUCCUCGUGCACCACUCCUACUUCACCACCCACGUCCUCCCCACCGUCUUUGGCAUCGACCCGCCCCACCACCCCAACCCACUCCAACCCCACGACCAGCAUAACCACAACCAUAAUCAGAAAAACCCCAACCACAGCUCAACAGACUCCUUCCUCAGCGAAGUCAAAUCCUUCUCCCGCCAUCUCCUCACCGACGACACGGACCAACCCUCCCCACCUGCGGAAACCACCGAGAAACAUGCCGAGAAACGGGGGAAGGACAAAGAAAACGGGAAUGGGGUUGGGAAUAGGCCCGGGUCGUCGGGCAGGGGGCACGGGAAGGAGGAGAAGGACGCUCGGGUGCAUAAAGAGGAGUCGGGGCAUCGGAGUCCGUUGCUGGGGCACGAGGGGCCGGCGGCGGUGGCGGCGGGGAAGGAGUCGAGGAUGUCGACUUCGGUAGGGUUCAUUUAUCGCUUUCGCAUUGAUUGUUUGCGGAUCAGAGAGAUGGGGACUCACGCGCACCCAUUGUUUUUUUUUUCUUUUCUUCGCAGAACGCAAAACGCAACCCCGCAGCCGGAGGCCGUCGCCACUCCAAUGUCCGUCCGACCGAAAAAGACCGCGACAGACAAGAGAAAGAGAAAGAGAAAGAAAAGGCCGAAAGCUUGGAGACGUCCCACGCCUCAUCCCGCGCUAAAUCGAAAUCCAAGUCGAAUCUCCGCCUUGCUCACCCUGCCCCCGCUCCCGCUGCCAAUAACAUUAGUAAUGCGCCUGCCGCUACGACGACAGCAGCGGUUGGCGCAACGGGUGUCGGUGAUGGUGGUGCGGCGGCGGAGGGUGAGGAGAAGGAGAAAGAGGAUACGAGCAAGCGGGAGACGCCGGUGGGGAGUGUAGAGGCCUUGGAAGAGGAGAGGGUGGCCCUGACGCAGGAGCAGAUUGGUGAGUCCUUU